CACAUGUCUAAGGGAUGGUUUGGCUUUAACAGCCCGGGAGCUCUAUACAUCUGGAAUGCCCUGUUAUUUUGGAUUACAGGACGUCCUGACUGGUAUGCCCCUCACAUUUUCAUGUUCAAAAAAUCUCUAGCUUUGACUUCCUUCAAGAUCCUGGUCAACUUCCAGAUGAAUGUUCAAUAUGCUAGGAAUCGCUCAGCCCUGCCUCUUUUUUCCGCCUUCUUCCCUGCGGACACAUGUUCCAUCUCCCAUGUAUUGAUACAUGGAUUUGCAACGAGGAUGCUCGCUGUCUUGUCUGUUGCCACACGUUCUAUCAUCUGAAAAGGGCCAGGAUGGGUAGUAUCUUACAGAUCAAAAACGCGUUAAACAUCAAGGCUCAACGAUUCAGAUAUUUCUCAAAGGCCGUGAGAGAA
Molecule: messenger RNA, 410 nt
Organism: Aspergillus uvarum CBS 121591
Lineage: Eukaryota; Fungi; Ascomycota; Eurotiomycetes; Eurotiales; Aspergillaceae
Exons: 1
Coding region: 4-318 (104 amino acids)
Source: RefSeq, a predicted model, not a curated record